Penicilliopsis zonata CBS 506.65 is the source of this 1569-nucleotide messenger RNA. RefSeq lists its product as hypothetical. The transcript has a single exon. Bases 26 to 1402 code for a protein of 458 amino acids. The record is from RefSeq and is a predicted model, not a curated record. NCBI's taxonomy places the organism in Eukaryota, Fungi, Ascomycota, Eurotiomycetes, Eurotiales, Aspergillaceae.
AUUCUUUUCUCUCCUGGCCGCUAUAAUGCGUCUGUCCACUCUUUCUCUGCUGUUUUUCCUAGGCCUCACGGCCGCCCAUGCAGACGAUGUCUGCCCCUCUGAAUGGGAGAUCUGUGAGCCGCUGGAGGCCCUGGUGGACACCCUGCUGGGCCUCCCCGACGUCCAGCAGGUCUGCCAGAGCCUCGAUCCCACGGCGGUCGGUCCCCACGUCGUCACCGUCACCGACGCCGCAGCCGCCGUGACGGCGACGACGACUGUCUACAAGACACGUCCGGUCUACAUCCUCUCGUCGGUGGUGGUGACGCAGUCCUCGCGGGUGGUGGCGACCGACCGCUUCUCCUCCACGCUGGUGCAAUCUGUGCGGGUGACGGCGAGCUCGACGUACAUCCAGAGCGUGCCAGUGACGGUGACCAGCGCGGUGACUGAGACUGUCGAGGAGACGGCCUACUCGACUGUGACGCAGACCGCGACCAACACGAUCACCGUCCCAUCCACGACCACCAUCACGACCACCGUCUCAGCCGCCACGACGACGGAGGAGGCUCCGACUGUGAAAAGGUUCAAACGCAGCAGCGCCAGCCAGACGGCAGUUCUGGGCGGCUACUCGGACGAGCAGCUGAGCGACGCGUGCUGGUGUCUCGAGACCGACACGGUGACUACGACCAUCACGGCGGCGCCCUCGACGCACACGCAGACGGUGACGCUGCCCGUCUUCCUCACCUCGGACAUGGCCGUGACAAGCACCGCCGUGUUGACCGAGACAGCCACCGUGGACGUGACCAGCAUUGUCACCGAGCGCACGACCGCAACCACCACCGCCGUCGUGACGGAGCAGACGACCGUGUACGUGACGGUGGAGGCGACGGUGCCCGUCACCGCGACCGAGACGGUGAUCGAGACGGCGACGGUCAGCACGGCAGUCACCACCACGGUGCCUGUCACGACGGUCGUCACCACGUCGGCGGCAGCAACGUCCAGCUGCGGCAUCAACCUUGUCUCCAACCCGGACUUUUCCAGCGGCGAACUGGGCGCCUGGACCUUGACGCUGGGCACUUUCGGGGACUACAUCGAGGAUGACUGCGAUGGCUCGGCCAGUUGCCUUGACCUUUACGCCUUUUCACCCGGCGACUUCACCCUCGCCCAAACGCUUGACACCGUCGCGGGCGAGACCUACUCCGUCUCGUUUGCCUACUAUCAAGGCCUCUCCAACGAUGGCGCGGCAGUGACCUGUACGGCCGGCAGCACCUCCAUGUCUGUCUCGCUCACCCCGUUUGGUGAAUGGGCCACCUUCACCGGCUCGUUUGUGGCCUCGAGCGCCUCGACAGUCUUUGAAUGUGAGGGCGACUAUACGGAGGACUCUGGCUGGAAUAUUUUCUUGACCAACUUUGUCAUCGAGUGCUAGAAGGGGUAUGCAUGAGAGGAAUAAUGAUAGUCUUCACUCUUUCACCAGACCAGCAUAACUAUAUGAAUCAUUCACUAGCAUAAUGUAUUAAUCUGUGUCUAGGAAGCUGAUGAUCAGAGGCAGAGAAUAAACUAAGACAUAUAGUAUUGAAAUUGAAUGUUAUGGUG